ACGAAUCAACAAAGAGACGGUAGGAGGCAGGGCGGGAAAAAGAAAUUGAGAAUGAGAGCGAGAGAGGCGCGCAGAAACGCACACACACACACACACACACACACACACACACACACACACACACUUUGAGUGAGAGAGAAGGAGGUAGUCUAAUGGGUGAUUCUGUGUCGAUGUCUUCCGGUGCAGCUGUUGAGGAUGGCGUCAUUGAGGAUGUAGAUUGGGCUGUGUCGAUGUCUUCCGGUGCAGCUGUUGAGGAUGGCAUCAUUGAGGAUGUAGAUUGGGCAAAUUUGGCGCCCGAUGCGCUGGUUGAGAUCUUCACCUACCUACCUAUCCAAUAUCGAUUUCGCAUUGGAAGCGUUUGCAAGAGCUGGCGAAGGGAAUCGUUAAACCCGGUUGUCUGGAAAUCCUGUACGAUGAGUGAUGUCAGCGACCUCAGCAAACGUUAUGAUGUCAAUGAGCAGGCCGUAAUGGAUUCGAUCCUUCGCAGUCGUAGUGAGCUCAUCAGUCUGGCGAUCGAGUCUUGUCCCCAUUCCAUUCUAGGGUUCAUCGGAAAUCACUGCCCGCAGCUCUUAUCUCUCAAACUCCGUCGAUGUAGCACGAACGUCACUAGUACCUGUAGGAGUCCCCUCCAGAAUGCCGAGGCGUUGGUCCACGGAUGUCCUCUCCUUCGAUCGAUCGAGUUUUUCCUCUCAGACUGCUGCGACCUCCUCUUCACGACCUUCGCUGUGACACCUUUUGUCAACAUGCUUGCAAUAAAUCUCCCAAACUUGGUGUCAUUUGUUCUCGAAAUGGAGUUUCGCAGCGUCGGGGAUAGGGAUGUGGAGAUCAUUGUGGAUAACAUGACGAGACUAGAGGUCCUGGGACUUAGUCGAUCAGGCAUCACAGAUUCCAGCUUAGGUCUGAUUGGGUCAGCGUUACUGAGCUUAAGGUCGUUAACCGUGGAUCAUUGUUUAUGGUUGACGUCAGAAGCUGUGAUGACCUUGCGUUCCAAUCGCAAAGAACUCUACGUGUCAUCCAAAGGGGUCCGGGGAAAAGACCAUUGUUGGUACGAAGCCGAUGUUGUGGACGAUUGGGACGAACAAGCCCAUCUCUUCACAGGGUGAGACUAACUACCGUAGUGGGACUGAGUUCAGCUCAGCUCAGCUCAGCUCAGCUCAGCUCAGCUCAGGUGAGAUGGUCAGGAAGCUUGCCCUUCGUGA
This is a messenger RNA of Chara braunii, 1199 nucleotides long. The record is from the annotation of a GenBank genome assembly. Lineage: Eukaryota; Viridiplantae; Streptophyta; Charophyceae; Charales; Characeae.